AUGUCCUCAACUCCCUCCCGUGGGGGGCCCUUCUGUCCUGUCUGUAAGAGGCUCCUAGAAGAUGCAGUGACUGUCACCUGUGGACACACCUUCUGCCGGCUGUGCCUACCCUCACUGUCUCAGAUGGGAGCUCAACCCUCCAGCAGGGUACUGCUCUGUCCCGUCUGUGAAGAGAAGGAGCAGAAGGAGGCCCUCCUGGUUCCAGUGCCCCUGGGUCCUCUGGGGGAGACAUAUUGCGAAGAGCAUGGAGAGAAGAUUUACUUCUUCUGUGAGAAUGAUGCCGAAUUCCUCUGUGUUUUCUGCCGGGAAGGUCCCUCCCACCAGUUCCACACUGUGUGCUUUCUGGACGAGGCCAUUCAGCCCUACCGGGAUCGUCUCAGGACUCGGCUAGAAGCACUGAGUUUGGAGAGAGAUGAGAUUGAAGACACAAAGUGCCGGGAAGACCAAAAGCUCCAAUCACUUUUGAGUCAGAUUGAAAGCAGAAGGAAGCAUGUGAAAGAGACUUUUGAGAAGUUGCAAAAGGAGCUUGGGGAGCAGCAAUAUCUUCUACUGUCCAGAUUGAAAGAAGUGGAGCAGCAGAUCUGGAAGGAGAGGGAUGAGUACACCUCAAAGCUCUCUGAGGAAGUUACUAGACUUGGACUUCAGGUCAAGGAGCUGGAGGAGAAGUGUCAGAGGCCAGCAACUGAUCUUCUACAUGAUGUCAGAGUCAACCAGAGCAGGAGUGACAUUAGAACUUUUGUGAGUCCAGACGCCAUUUCUUCUGACCUUGUCAAGAAGAUCCGUGAUCUCCACAGGAAAAUACUCACCCUUCCAGAGAUGACGAGGACCUUUUCAGAAAAGUUGAUGCGUCAUCUGGAAACAGAUUCAGAGACCAUCACCUUGGAUCCUGAGACAGCCAGCCCGAGCCUGAUCCUCUCCGAGGACAGGAAGUCAGUGCGGUACACCCGGCAAAAGCGGCAACUUCCCGACAGUCCCCGGCGCUUCGACACUCUCCCGGUGGUGCUGGGAUGCCAGGGCUUCUCCUCUGGACGUCAUCGCUGGCACGUGGAGGUGCAGCUGGGAGAAGACGGGGGAUGCACUGUGGGGGUAGCAGAGGAAGAGGUGAGGAGGAAGGGGGAACUGGGCUUGGAUGCCAGCGAUGGACUCUGGGCGGUGAUCCUCUCAAACCGGCAGUGCUGGGCCACCACGUCCCCGGACACCAAACUGCAUCUGAGUGAGAUCCCAAACUGUGUGGGUGUUGUCCUGGAUUACGAGGCGGGUCUAGUGGACCUGCUCAACGCUGAGACCCAGGAGUCCCUCUUCACCUUCAACACCUCCUUCUCUGGCAAAAUCUUUCCUUUCUUUGCCAUGUGGAGAAAAGGGUCCCGUCUUACUUUGAAAGACUGA
Molecule: messenger RNA, 1386 nt
Organism: Sorex fumeus (smoky shrew)
Lineage: Eukaryota; Metazoa; Chordata; Mammalia; Eulipotyphla; Soricidae
Gene: TRIM15
Product: tripartite motif containing 15
Exons: 7
Coding region: 1-1386 (461 amino acids)
Molecular function (GO): protein binding; zinc ion binding
Source: RefSeq, a predicted model, not a curated record